This is a messenger RNA of Cuscuta epithymum, 1909 nucleotides long. The record is from the annotation of a GenBank genome assembly. Lineage: Eukaryota; Viridiplantae; Streptophyta; Magnoliopsida; Solanales; Convolvulaceae.
CCACUUUUCAUUUAAGCCAAGCUCUUUCAAAAGAUUUCUAUGCGAGGCUGGGAGCGUUAGGAGGGAGGGUAUCAACUUCAUCAGCGGCUAUGCAGCAAAUAGCUAGCUUGAAUUCUUAUAGUAAGGGUUGACUGGUUAUGAUUAUGGCGUACGUUUUUUAAGUAUUGCAAUGAGUGACAAUAGAGGGCCAGAAUUUGGGGAACUUGGGGAGGGAGAUUUUGGCGUGGGAGAAGAAGAAAGGGAAGAAUUUGGGGCUAUAAAUGAAGCAAGAGAAAGGGAUGAAAAUGAAUAUGGCCAACAGGAGGGGGUCCAUUCCGUGAAAGAUCUCAGGGAACCGAUUUCAGUGUCAUCCUCGAACAAACGAGCUAAAGAGAUGUCCAUUGAUCGUCUCAGCGCAUUGCCCAAUUCUUUACUCAUUCAUAUUCUCUCCCAACUUGAUAGUGGUGAAGCCGCUACUCUUGCUGUGUUAUCUCGAAGGUGGCAAUAUCUUUGGACUGAAUUGCCUGCCUUAGACUUUUGGGAGACCCGGAAACCAGUAGAUUUUGUGCCUUGGGUUCACAGGACUCUUCUUCUCCGUAGUGGAAUUUAUUUGGAAAGGUUUAGGGUUUUCUUCAGGUACAAUAACUGCUUUGCUUCUGAUGUAAAUGCUUGGGUUCAUUUUGCUGUCAAACAUAAGGUGAAAGAACUCGAUUUAAUGUUACAAUCCGAGGAACACUUCUAUAUGCUUCCUCAAGAUUUGUUUUGUAAUUCGGGUUUGACAUCCUUGUUCCUGGAAAGAUGCAUUUUGGCUCCUCGUAGAACAAUAGAGUGGCAAUCUUUGUCUCAUCUGCGGAUUAAAAGUGUAGAGUUAUGUGAGGAUGUGAUUCAAAAUAUAUUAUCUGGUUGUCCAGUUCUGUAUUCUUUAAAUCUGUCAAGAUGUUGGGGAUUCAAAUUUCUGGAGGUCAACUCUCGAAGUCUUGUUUCACUUGGUGUAUCAGUGUGUGGAGAUAAAAUGAGUAAGCAUUUGGUUGAAAUCUCAGCACCCUAUAUUAAGAUGUUGGAUAUCUCACUUCAUCCUUCAAGAACAAAGAUGCAGCUCAACAACAUACCAUCUGUUACUGAUGCUGAUAUUAAUUACACUGUGCCUCAUAGCUCUGUGGAAGUGAUGAAUAACACCAUGGAACUUCUUGAAAUGCUUCAGCAUGUCAAAGUGUUAGUCCUUGGAUAUGGUGUCAUUGAGGUUCUAUCAGAGAUGGUGGUGCAUGGUUGGCGGCUUCCAGAAUCUAAGCAAGAUUGUUUGGUAAUAGAUACAUGGAGAGAUGGUGAUAGCAUUCCUGCCAUUGUAGGCCUACUUGAAUCUUCCUCCAAACUAGACACAUUGGUCGUACAGUGUUGUGACUCCUAUGAGGAAUCUGUCACGACUUGGGGACCACCGGUGAAAGAUGAUCUAGUUUGUGACCUGUUGCAUCUAAAGGUGGUGCGUUUUAUAGGUUAUGCAAAUCCAUAUCUUGCUGGUGAGCCAAUGCUAACAUUGGCUAGGAUUUUGCUUAAGAGAGCUACGGCCUUGGAAAAGAUGGUGAUCGAUAAAGAAGAAGAUUUGACCAAUUUCCCUUCAGAUGUUUCCAAGAUAGUUGGAACUGUAUUAAGUUACUCAAGAUCCUCAGAAAAAGCCAUAGUCGUUCUCCACGAAUGAUCUCAGGCAAAAAGGCCAUACUCAUUUUCCAAUGGAGUUUAUUUGUUGACUGUUGUAUUCUGGUUUUAAGUUCAUUGUUUACAAAUUACUCAAGUGUUUUUAACUGUUUUGAACUCUUAUUUAUUUAUUUAUAAUAUCAUAGCAAAACUUAUUUGGCUAUAAAAGUCUCUGUUUAGUACAACUUGUACUAGUGUAAAAUUUGUCUUUUAAUCCAUUUAUCAAUUGCUGUCUUAGUAC